This is a messenger RNA of Corythoichthys intestinalis (scribbled pipefish), 8191 nucleotides long. RefSeq names its product leukemia NUP98 fusion partner 1 (gene lnp1). The transcript has 4 exons. Bases 162 to 851 code for a protein of 229 amino acids. NCBI's taxonomy places the organism in Eukaryota, Metazoa, Chordata, Actinopteri, Syngnathiformes, Syngnathidae. The record is from RefSeq and is a predicted model, not a curated record.
AAGCACACCCAUUCAUAGUCGGCCCAGAGUGAAAACAAAUGCAGUCAUGUUAAAUAGAUUAAAAGGGAUUGCGCCAGGUUAUUUCUGGAUGGCCCGGGAAUAGACAAUCAGUCAGUCAAGCGUUCAUUCAGUCUGGAGUUCAGUGUCACAGCAUCCUCAACAUGUCACUGAGGCUCCUGCCCGCCAUUGUCAUGGACGAGGAGGACGACGACGGCAACUUCACCAAGUGGAUGAGCAGCUACUGGGGACACGGAGCUGAGGGAUGCGGAGCUGGAGGACACUCGCGCAAGAGAAGUUUUCGGAGACCCACCAACACCAAAGCUGAUAGACGGGCGUCACUUCCUACUGUGUCCCAGCUAGACGCCAUGAAGCUAAAUCAGCUGCACGAGGCCGCUGUGGCACCAAGCCACGCCAAGAGCCGAGAGGAAAAGGUCGAGGUCCGACCCCACCAGAGGGCUAGGCGGUCCUCUUCCGACGACAACGGGCGCACCAAGUCGGCCGUCCCAGAGAACCGCAUUGGCACCAUUCCAGAGCUGACCGAAUCCUUCCAAAAGAGGCUUUGUCUUCAAGAUAAAUGCAACCUGUCACUGAAUGACGAUGCCAAGUUAUGUCUGCUGUGUCAUGACAAUAUGUAUCAAAGUGGCGGGGCUGUUCAAGAACUGCACUGCGCGCAUGUGUUCCACAAGGAGGCUGCUCGCAGAUCUGAACACGGCAGCAGAGAGGUGGCGCCGACCUGCCUGGCUAGGAGACUGCUGAGCGACAGAAGGAAGUCUGCGGACGAGGCACGACAAGAACAACAACCGCACCAGUACACAUUCCGACGGCAGCUUUCCCUGCGCAGACACCGCUAAAUGCUAGCAUGAACUGUUUGCUUUUCAAUGGCGGGCUGCGCGUUGCCUUCAGUAGGGACUUCAGCCACGACUUACAAGUCACAACUAAAGAAAAAUAGGAAAAAAAUACUAUACAAAAAUGCAACGGAACAAUGAAAUGAAUGCAAUUUAGUGGAAUAGACAUUUACAUUAUCGUUGUAAACAGUGUAUAUACCUUCUACAUCUUUUUUUUCAGUGUGUGGAGCAAUGGCUUUGGAAGAAACAGACAUGUCCCACGUGUCGCCUCAUGGUGUCUAUGCCCAAACCCGUCUACUGGUCCUCAUCCCGCCUCAAAGUCCCGUAACGGCAUCCUUUGUGAAUCCUGCAUGUGAACUUGCCACAACCCUUCAUGGACUUCUCCCUGCCUUUCCAAAAAUGUAUGCGAAAACAUUGAAAACUCACGAUAAUCAUUUUCUGAAUACAGUGAUCCCUCGCUACUUUGCGCUUCAAACUUCGCACCCUCAGUCCAUCUCGGAUUUUUUUUUUUUUUUUUGAUUAAAAAAACCAAAACAAAAUAAAUACAGAUGAGUUGUCCCGAGCCGAUCGCGCAGUCUCAGUCUCCCUCCCUUUCCCUGCUUGUUGUUGGUCAGGUAGUAAGUGAACUGGAAUUUCCUAAUAAAGUUAACAAUGAUUGACAUACGUUGAUGUUUGAUGUUGCCAAAGAACCGAGCUUCAAAGCACGGCAUGCGUCAGUCAUCAUUUAAGUUGUUAAACAGUUGCUGUGGCAACUCAUUAUGUGUAAGUCAGCAGCUUUGGAUUUCAGUGGACUCACUCAAUGAAGCAUUAAAUGAAGCUAAGCAUCCUUUAUUCCUGUUUAAAAAUAACCCUUUGUGGGACAGUAACAUGUUUAAAACUUAUCAUAAUUAUUAUAUACACACACGUUUUUUUUUUUUUAAUUUUGGGGAAAAAAGUGAAAGAAAAACAUGUCUUUUAUGUAUAUCUCUCUCUUUCCAAUGCUAAAUCUGGAUAAAUACAUUGAACACACACAAAAAAAGUUAACUACUACUAGGGAUGUCUCGAUCCAGGUUUUUGCACUUCCGAUCCGAUACCAAUAUUGUUUUGCACUUCCGAUCCGAUACCGAUGCUGGCCGAUACCGGCCUAUCUGAGCCUGUGUUAAAGUUUAAAGUUAUUUAGCCUCCUCACUUAGUUGUCAGACUCAUGUUGAAAAGAGUUUUAGUACUCUUGAUAACAACUAGCCAGCUGAAUUAGGUGAGUUUGAAUAACACACAACGGUUGGUAACAAGAAACUGACCUGUUUAUUCAGUGAAGUGACAAACACAAUACAUUAUAAAUAACAAACAGAAAUGGCAUAGUCUUUCAGUAAAACGUGCCAAUAAUAUUGUAAACUGUCUUAAAAAAGCAAAACACACAAACAACCUCAGUGGAAAAUCCCACAAACCCCCCCAAGCUAUUAGAUGCUUUUAAUGUUUCGUCCAUUAGUUACAAUAAUUGUAUAAAAAGCCUCUCAGGUUUAAACGACUAUUUCAUUAUCAAGUUAACAUUUUAAAACAGUAAAUAAAAUACUCAAGUCCACAUUCUGUAUCAGCAGCUUUAAACUACAUUCAAUUCAUUUAAUUUUGCGAAUCAACUGUUAAAGUUGUUAAAAUUGCUCCCGUUAUUCCAUAAUUUCCCUUCUGUCUACUUUCGACAUGUGAAAGUUUAAAACUGUUUUGAAGAUAGAUUCAAGUCAAGAUUUUGCAGAUUUAGGAGUAUUUUAGAUAAAAAGUUAAUUAGGUUCGCUUGGAAGGUUCACAACAGCCUACUAGGGAAGUCUCCUGAGUUAAGAUCAGAGGCGUAGCAAGGGUCUCCGGGGGCCCCAGGCAACAAGCAACAUGGGGCCCUCCGAGCAUGUGCAAGUAAGGGGGACAGUUGGACUUGGAGCAAAUUGCUCCAAAUUCAACUGUCCCCCUUACUCUCACAUGUGUAUGUGUAAAGGCUUUACACAUACCGUAUUCUCGUGACUAGCUGGUAAGUUAUAUUGCUUUUACUUAGUAAGGAUAACAUUCUUGCACAAAGGUGAAUCAUGUAACAUCUUAUCGGUUUGGCUGAUCAGUGUGUAUGUUGAUUCUAAACACUGAUUUUAUGUUCUAGGUAACGUCUGUAUGUAUGAAGAAACGCUUGCAUGCUGCAAUGCUGUUAGCAAACGCUAACAAGCUAGUUACAACAAGUCAAGGCAGUUAAUUGGUUUAGGACAUAAAAAUGCUACUACUACUACCAGUCUGCAGUGCUUCUACUACAUUAGGACAUAAAACUACAGUAACAUAGUACACUCACCGCUGUCUUGCUUCAUUUUCUCUUCUGCUUUUUUCUUCUUUCGUUUUUUUGUUUCCAGAAGGAUAACUUCUCUUCAUUUUGCCAAUUAAAAAAAGGCCAGAUCGCCGGCCACUCUCACUCUGAGUCACGUGACACACAUACAUACUCGCCCAGUAUAAUGAACACAAAGGUGGGGGGUGCGAGUGCGCGCUGCGUGCACGUGCAGUCAUCUUGGCCAUAAAAGUGACGAAAACUAAGCACUUUACACUGACUCAUAUGGAUGUACUUUAUUCGUUCAUGGACACACACAUCAGGUGGCCGUCCUCUGCUCGAAAUGCGCACCUUAUUCUCGCUCCCAGAAUACGCAGCGCUUGUGACGUAGGACAAUAACAGGACUGGUUGUACGCAUACCCAAGGAACCUUGCUAAAAGGAGUAUUAAAAUUGCUAAUAAAAUCAUUUAAGAUUAUUUUAGAUGCAUGUUAUAUUUUUCUUAUAAAGUAUUCGACAAGGAAUACGAUAGACCCAUUAAUAGACUUUCUUGGAAAAAUCACCAUUUAUUAAAGUCACAUAAAUAAUGAGGUGGCCCGUGAAAAUCAACGUAAAACAACUCGGCAAGGACUUUCCAGAGAGUACUUGGUGAGUCACUCUUUAAACAAUCAUGUGGUGUCAAUAGCUGAUUGGACUUUACUUAUUUAUUUUCCCUUCAGGCAUGGCAAAUCCGAACAAACAUACAGCAUUUAUAUGUGUUUACAAUUGAUUCAACCCAAAAAGAGAAGCCGAAGCUUAUUGAAACCCGCCCCCAGUAUACCAUAUAGGACGCAGAAAAUGCGUCCUUCGUCUUCGAAGCAAAGAACAGAAUGAGCAACAUGUGUAAUCUUAAACAUGUGUAAUCUAAAUGACAUGGUUAAUGCUGAUUGGGAUUCAUAACAUAAUCGUUAUAUAAUCUGCCAAAUGAUUUCAUGGUAUUGAAACACUCCCAGCACUUGUCACUGCGACAUUGCAGUAAAGCUGUGUGUGCUAAAUCUGUUGGCCCUCUGGGGGCCCCUGCUGGCUGGGGGCCCAAGGCAAUUGCCUGCGUAUGCCUAAUGGGACGCUACGCCUCUGGUUAAGAUGGCGGCCGUUUAAUAACGCAUCUAGUUUUCCACACUUCAAUGUUGCUGACGCAGUCGAGUCUGUAAUUUUGCAUCUAGUUCUAUAUACAUAUGAUAUCUAUUAUCAACAGUUACACAAUGUUGACGUAGUUUGUAGCGGCUGUCAGCAGCAGUCAGGUAUUGUUGUGUUUUUUAUCCAGCGGCAUGAGUUGAGCUAAAGCCGUGAGUUGAGCAGAGCAUUGGCAUUACCCGGGUCUACGACUAGCAUGAUGUUUACUCUCGGGACGCAAUGCGGUCCGUUUCUCAUUGCGUCCCGAAGACCGCGCUGUGUAUUAGUUCCGCUUUACUCGACAUAUUUCAAUAAUCAGAAUUUGGAUGUUUGUGAAUCGAUCUCGAAUCUUCCACGGCCGAAUCGCUUAAGGAUGUAAUGACGGCUGGGCAUGUUGUACCGUGGUUCUAAGUGUUUGAUGGUGCGUCUUUACUCACGAGAGAUAAUGGCUCAUCAUCCAGAAUGAAUUCUUCGGCAAUGACAUUUGUUAUUCCCUGGGCUUUGGGACUGUCGAGUGCCAGUUUGUCACGCAUAGCAAAAGUUUCUGCAAGUGUUAGUUGCGUAGACCUUUCUUUUUGUCUUCGGUUUUCUUAACAAACUCCUUAUAUUGUUUGUGGUGGUUUUUCACUAAAUACUUAUUUAGGUUGGUUGAAUUAAAACUUCUUACAGCUUUACCACCACGCUUGACUUUAUUGUGGCAUAUGUUGCACUCUGCCUCUUCGUCUUUGUCGUCCUUUAAGGUGAAAUGAUCCCACACAGCUGACAUUUUUACCAAUUAAGUCUCUCAGUAUAUUGGGAGACGUUGAUGUAGUGUGUUGAAGGUGUGCCGUAAAAUGCGGACUGGAUUUUAGGGAAACCGAAGCAAAAACUGGAAUGGAUUAUGUAAAUCCGUGCGCUGGAAAACCCGGACCGGAUUUUGUUAAAAAACUGGAUCGGAAGUCUGGAUCGAAAUUUUUCCGUGUCGGCCAAUCCGAUGCGCAUUUUUUUGCCCAUAUCGGCGUCCGAUCCGAUAUUUCUAACUACUACUACUGCUACUUCGCUGUUUAUCACUUAUCACCGUGGGUUCUGAUCCCCAUUAACCGCGAAAAACGAGGGAUCACUGUAAAGCUAAAAAUGUGUAAAGACAAUUGUGAUUUUCUGGCAGCUAACAAUGCUGUUAUUAGUGAAGUACGUAUUGUAUACAGUAUAGUCCACUUUUAUAGCAAGCACAAGUGUUCCCCAGCACACUACAGGCUGAAGGUUAUGAGUGCAUGCCCUCUACUGGCUAACCCAUAUCCUACAGGCAACACAGGCACCAGUAAGUCAGUAAUUAAUUAAACAGCACUGAUAAUUUUAAAAAAAAAAUCUAAACUUAGGCUCCGAGGAACUUUGGAUACUGGCCCAUGCUACAAAGCUACCAAGUUUCAAGACGAUUCAUGAAUAACAGGGGAGUAAGAUUUCAAAGUUAGAUUCCACAAGAAGAACAACAACUGCUUUAGUGGCACCUUUACAGGCCUUUAGCCUCUUAAGAAAAAAUCAAUAUAUUGUAAUUAGAGAGUUGUGAAUAAUUUUCAGAAUCAUUCACUACUCCUUAAUUACCUUACAUACAGUAGAUUUUUUUUAAAGGAAACUAUAUACAGUGCUGGCCAAAGGCAAUUCUGUCAGAUAAUGCUCAAUAUCUCCCAGAAAAUGAUUGCAAUUACAAAUGCUUUGGUAGUAAUAGCUUCAUUUAUUUUGCUUGCAAUGCAAAAACACAAACGAGAAUGGAAAAAAAAAAAUUAUCAUUUUACACAAAACUCCAAAAAUGGGCCGGACAAAAGUAUUGGCACCCUCAGCCUAAUACUUGGUAGCACAACCUUUAGACAAAAUAACUGCGAACAACCGCUUCCAGUAUCCAUCAAUCAGUUUCUUACAACGCUGGAAUUUUAGACCAUUCUUCUUUGGCCAACUGCUCCAGGUCUCUGAGAUUUGAAGCGUGCCUUCUCCAAACUGCCAUUUUCAGAUCUCUCGAUAGGUGUUCUAUGGGAUUCAGGUCUACAGUCAUUGCUGGCCACUUUAGAAGUCUCCAGUGCUUUCUCUCAAACCAUUUUCUAGUGCUUUUUGAAGUUGUUUUGGGUCAUUGUCCUGCUGGAAGACCCAUGACGUCUGAGGGAGACCCAUCUUUCUCACACUGGGCCCUACAUUAUGCUGCAAAAUUUGUUGGCAGUCUUCAGACUUCAUAGUGCCAUGCACAGGGUCAAGCAGUCCAGUGCCAGAGGUAGCAAAGCAACCCCAAAACAUCAGUGAACCUCCACCAUGUUUGACUGAGGGGACCGUGUUCUUUUCUUUGAAGGCCUCGUUAUUUUUCCUGUAAAUUCUAUAUUCAUGCAUUUUCCCAAAAAGCUCUACUUUUGUCUCAUUUGACCAGAUAACAUCCUUCCAAAAAGUUUUUGGUAGGUAAGUUUUGGCAAACUCCAGCCUGGCUUUUUUACGUUUCCCCGGUCAGAAGUAGGGUCUUCCUUGGUAUCUUACCAUAGAGUCCCUUUUCAUUCAGAUGCCGACAGAUAGUACGGGUUGACACUGUUGUACCCUCAAACUGCAGGACAGCUUGAACUUUUUUGGAUGUGAGUCGAGGUUCUUCAUCGACCAUCUGCACAAUCUUUAGUUGAAAUCUCUCAUCAAUUUUUCUUUUCCUUCCACAUUUAGGGAGGUUAGCCACAGUGCCAUGGGCUUUACACUUAUUGAUGACACUGCACACGGUAGACACAGGAACAUUCAGGUCUUUGGAGGUGGACUUGUAGCCUUGAUAUUGCCCAUGCUUCCUCAAAAUUUUGCUUCUCAAGUCCUCAGACAGUUCUUUGGUCUUCCUUCUUUUCUCCAUGCUCAAUGUGGUACACACAAGGACACAGGACAGAGGUUGAGUCAACUUUAAUCCAUUUUAACUGGCUGCUAGUGUGAUUUAGUUAUAGCCACCACCUGUUAAGUAACACGGGUAUGUAACAGGUGCUGUUAAUUACACAAAUUAGAGAAGCAUCACAUGAUUUUUCAAAGGGGGCGAAGACUUUUGUCCGACACAUUUUUGGAGUUUUGAGUAAAAUGAUAAUGAUUUCAUUUUUUUUUUUUUUUCAUUCUCUUUUGUGUGUUUUCAUUGCAAAAAAUAAAUGAAGAUAUAACUAUCAAAGCAUUUGUAAUUACAAUCAUUUUCUGGAAGAAAUUGAGCAUCAUCUGACAGAAUUGCAGGGGUGCCCGUACUGUUGGCCAGCAGUGUAUAUAAAAUUUUUGUGGAACAACAACAACAACAAUACCAUGUUAGUGGUGUUAAAAAUGAUGUUAGUUUGAUCAUUUUCCAUACCAUGUUUUCUGUUCUUAUGAAGAAAAAAAAACAAAUGGAAGUCAAGCAUAAUGUUACUUUCAUGUGUCUGUGUGUUGUUAUUGGUGUAUUUUAUUCAUAUUUUUGAAAAUAAAUGCGAUUUGAUUGUUAUUGGUCGUCUUUAGAAUGUUUGCUCAUUUGCUAAACCGAAGUCCUUGUUUUUUCCGUUAACUAAAUUAUACUCUUUGGCAACUGCACGCAAUUCAUUGAACGAAUGCCUCGUUUAGAUACAAAAUUCCAAAAGGGAGGUGCCAAAGUGGACAAAAGAUCCUCCUCCGGCUGCUGUGGACGUGCAGCGUUCCUCGGAUGUAAGGAAAGUUUUGGGUUUGCUAUCUUUUUUUUUUCACCGUUGAAGCAGGCGGAGACAGAGCUGUGUAAAACAGAGUUGCGACACUCCCAUAGAGAUCCAUUAUACGAUUUUACUUCCGGGUUGUGGAGCCUCGGGUAGUUCCAAACAUCGCUUCGACGAGGGCGGACCGCAUUCAUAUGAAUGGCUGGUUGAAAGCAUAUUUGGCGGUAAGUUGAUGAAACAAAUGAUUUCUUUUGAAUUUGAGUAUUGAUUGAAGUAAUGUUGUUUAUUGUUCGGGCCACAUUUUGGC